AUGGCCUCUGGGCGAUCGAAGCCCAUUGACAUACCGAGACGAGUCCCAGCUGAAGAAGAAGCAUCCGAAAUCAUUCCCCUCACAGGACACCCGCCGCGAGAAUGGACGACAGAUUCGACCCCUUCGCCCAGUCGCGCGGCGACGACGACCUCUUCGCCGACGACUUCGAACCUGUUGUUCAGGAGACAGUCAUCGUCCCUGAACCAGAGACCACGCGCCCCGUCUCUGCUCACAAUGGCCUUCCACCCCGAGCUGGCCACGCCGACAGCGCGUCAGGGCCAGCCGGGAAUGGAGGCGCCAGCGACCGAGGCAGGCGAGAGGGAGGACGCGGCGAAGGGCGCGGGCGCGGAGGACAAGAAGGCAGAGGAGGCAGAGGAGGCCGCGGCGGGCAAGAAAGACGCGGCGGGGGAGGAGGACAAAGAGGCAGAGGAGCUGGGCCCGCGGGCGCAGAAUUCUACAUCCCCCAGCACCGAUCCAAGCGCGCCCGCGAGGACAGCCCCCUCCCCACCUCCUACGACGCAGACACAAGCUCCACCUCCCGAGAAUGACAAGCCUGCGCGAGCACCGGCGGUGCGCGGCGAUCGAUCUGCGACCGGCGGACCGGCACACAAGAAGCUCACGGAAGAAGAACUCGCGGAGAAGCUCGAGAAGAUGAAGAUCCUGAACGCGCAGAAGGCAGAACGUUUCCGCCUUUCGGAAGCUGACUCGGCGGCCUUCGCCAUGCGAGAGAGGGAGUCGGCACAAAAGCGCCUUGAGGAGCAGCGAGCGACACGUCAUCAGGAUAUGGAGCGCGCGAAGAAUAGGCAGAGGAAGUUACAGGCACAGGGAGGACGCGAAUGGGAUAGUGAGAAAGUCGAUAGCGACAUUGUGGAUGGGCGGGGGAGGGGCCGCAGCAGCGAGUAUGUACGGGGUGGUCAUGGCGGCAUCAUCAGGGGUGGUCUGGCGGGCUCUCGUUAUGCUACUGCGGACCAGGAAGGGCCAGAUACGGGUCGACCUUCGAGGGGUCGUGGAGGCUAUGGAGGGCAUGAAGGGCGGGGCAGAGGCAAUCGGGGUGGUAGAGGUGGUGGGCGAGGAGGAGCUGUUCCAUCUACAAUACCUACUCCUGAGGAUUUCCCUUCACUUCCAACUCCAGCAAAAUCUCCCACGCCAUCUGCCGCAGCAGCGACUGAGGUCAAGCCAUCCACCACCGAGAAGGAGACCGAGGUCAAAUCACCAACCGCCGAGAAGGGUCCUGGAGAUUGGGCGGAGGAAAUGGCAACACCAGUGGAUGAGAAGAAAAUCACAGUUUAAUAAUUACUUAGCAAAGUUCAUUUCAUGCAUUGUAGAAUUAGAGACCCGUCUACGGACCGGGCAUAGCGGGCAAUUUCACAAAAGCGUCGAUCACCU
Amorphotheca resinae ATCC 22711 is the source of this 1386-nucleotide messenger RNA. RefSeq lists its product as hypothetical. The transcript has 2 exons. The record is from RefSeq and is a predicted model, not a curated record. Lineage: Eukaryota; Fungi; Ascomycota; Leotiomycetes; Helotiales; Amorphothecaceae. The coding region runs from base 1 to 1290 and encodes 429 amino acids.